CCGCCCCUACCUGUUUAUUUUUGGAGUGAUAAGUUUCGUUUUCGUUUCAUCACAAACUGGAGAAGCAAAAGGAAACGGGAACUCUACCUAGACUAGUAAGACCUCCACUGCUAAGGGAACGACGAGAGGAAUAGUAGGCUAGACUUCAGAGAUGUCCGAAGCAACUAUUAUUCGAAAGCUUUGCCGUAAUAAUGGUUCCAUGCGCUACGAUGAUCUGGUCGCUGAUUUUAAUGUAGGAAAUUGGUGCAGCUUUGACACCAGUUGUCUGGAAAACUGUGAACUUUUUUCAGUUAUCCAGUCGAACGGAGAGAAACGGGUUAUCGCUAAAACUCAAGUUCGUUUGUGCAAGGCCAAAAAUUGUCUCGGAUGUACGAAUUUACAUCUGUGCAAGAAGUUCUUGCUCGGAGAGUGUCCGUUUGGCAGAGGAAGAAAGCCCUGUAGGUUUGGUCAUGACAUAAUGUCAGUCCACAAUGCCCACGUCCUUGAGAUGAAUAAACUUGAGCAGCUGGACAGAAAAGAGCUGUGCACUCUGUUGAUUCAAAAUGACAACUCCAUACUGCCACCGGUGUGCUUCUCCUACAACAACGGCACCGGUCAGUAUGGGAAGUGUGAGGAUGCCGAGGGCUGCCGACGCCUGCACAUCUGUGAGAGGUACCUGAGGGGGGAGUGCAGCUGCCCGCGCGCCCAUGACUUCUUCGAGCCACACCCCUUCCGCACGCUGCAGGACCGAGGGGUGCCCCUGGAGCUGAUGGCGUCCAUAAAGGACAUCUACGCCAACAUCGAGGCCAUGAGAGUGCGCACCAGAGGCAGGCCGCCACAACACCAUGCUGGCCCUGGUGCCAGGCCCAACGUCAGCAACCACACUGAAGAUUACCAUGCAACGGCAAGCAGGGCCCCGGAGGCCACACGAGACAAAACAGAGAUAUGUAUGUACUUUGUGAAGGGAAGCUGCAAACAUGGAGACAGAUGCUGGAGAGCUCAUUCUACCCUGCCGUACCGAUGGGAGGUCAGAGAUGGACAAAGCUGGACUGCUUUGGCUGAUAAUGAGAGCGUAGAAAGAGAUUACUGCAACCCUGGCAACAUAUACAGUAAGGGAGUGGAGCCUGUGUGCUUUGACACGAUGACGCGUGGCCUGCGUCAGGUCCGCCGGAUCUCCACUUUGUCAUCCGUGUUGCAGCCCUCCUUCAUUCUCACCACCGAGUGGGCCUGGUACUGGGAGGAUGAAUUCGGAAACUGGAUCCAGUACGCCACAGCAGAAGGAGGUCACAGCUCAGCUUCCAUCACGAGUGAAGACUUCGAGCAGAAGUAUCAAGAGGAUCCCAGUGCAGUGGUGGAGUUCACAGCCGGAUCUCAGAAAUAUAAGCUCUGUUUCCAAGAUAUGAUUCAGACCAACACGCACUAUGCUACCAAAAAGCUAGUCAGAAGGCGGCCUGUGUUUGUGUCUGCAGCUGAUGCACAGACUAUCAAAACCAGUAAAAAGGCUCCCAAUAAUCGGUCAAACUUCAAAGCACUGCCUGCACACUGGGACAAAGCACAGACUCCAGAGACUGGCUAUAAGAGAGUGAGUAUGCCGAGCAGCACUAAUGAAUACAAGCAGAUCGUGGCACUUUUCAACACAACCAUGAGGGGCUUCAACAUGGUGUCGAUUGAACGAAUCCAGAACAAAGCACUCUGGGAAGUCUUCCAAUGGCAAAAAGACUUCAUGAAGAAAAACAACAGAGGCCUUAAUGUGAUGGAGAAGCAGCUUUUCCACGGGACAGAUUCCAAGCAUGUUGACACCAUUUGCCACAACAACUUUGACUGGAGGAUCUGUGGGACUCACGGGACUGCAUAUGGGAAAGGGAGCUACUUUGCCAGGGAUGCUAAGUACUCACAUAGCUACACAACUGACUCUCGCACCAGGUGCAUGUUUAUCUGUCGUGUCCUUGUGGGCGACUUCACCAAAGGGGACUCCAGUUACCUCCGACCUCCAUCCAAAAAUGGAGGGGACACAGUCUUCUUCGACAGCUGUGUGGACGACGUGUACAACCCCUCCAUCUUCGUGGUGUUUGAGAAGCACCAGGUAUACCCCGAGUAUCUCAUCCAGUACAGCGAACAUUACCAAGCAUCAUCCAGUGCCACGCCAUUUUACACCCAGACACCUAGACCAGCACCCACAACAAGGCCAGCCCCGACAUAUCACACAUCACAGCAACCCCGGUCAUAUUCUUAUCGUACCAGUACUUCACAUUCUGCUGCCUCAUCAUCAUCAGCAUCAGGAGCUUAUUCUACAAAUCCUAGUUCUUCUCAGUCUGACACUGGCCGGUGUGUUAUUAGUUGAGAAGAAUAAACUCCUAGAAGUAAAUAAGGGCUACCUUAAUGCUUGAAAGACCUCAGGAAGUUAAAGCCUAACACGUCUUUUCUGAAAAGAAUUCAAAGAUCUUCUUGUGGUUAUUAUCAGGGUGCAUUCUGCUCUUUUCUUUCUUAUGAUAUAUGAACUAUUGUAUACACUUGCACUUUGCUUCUAUUUGAAAACUUAAAAACUAAUGUGAUCAAACAUUUUUUAAUGAUUGACCGACUCUGUCGAACUUUAUUGAAUAAGUGUCAACAUUUAAAUUAAAUAUUAAGUGCUUGCCAGGGCUGUUUACACCUGUGUAAUGAACAUAUCAGAGUUAUGUUGGCAAAACCAAAAAUGUCCCAUUAACAAUAUAAAACUGUUUUAUGUAAUGAUAUAUAUGGGAUAUAUUAUUUUAGGGAUGUUGGUAAUUAGCUCUGUUAUGAUGAAAUGACAUGGCUUUUUAUGUAAAGACGGCAAGCAAAUGUAUGAACUCUCAGAGCUUUAUUGUUUGUUUUUUCUUCAUAUAUAUCAGUAUGCACUUCUGAUAUGCACUACAUGUUUAAUUUUAAAAAUAAAUAAAUAUUUGGCCCGGUUGUCAGCUCUUUUUAGUAAACUAUGAAACAUUACUUUUGUAAUGAUCUAUGGUUUGUUAUUAAAUUGUUUUUGUAUAACCAA
Molecule: messenger RNA, 2992 nt
Organism: Alosa sapidissima (American shad)
Lineage: Eukaryota; Metazoa; Chordata; Actinopteri; Clupeiformes; Clupeidae
Exons: 12
Coding region: 152-2320 (722 amino acids)
Molecular function (GO): metal ion binding; NAD+ poly-ADP-ribosyltransferase activity
Source: RefSeq, a predicted model, not a curated record